This is a messenger RNA of Aaosphaeria arxii CBS 175.79, 202 nucleotides long. RefSeq lists its product as uncharacterized. NCBI's taxonomy places the organism in Eukaryota, Fungi, Ascomycota, Dothideomycetes, Pleosporales. The transcript has a single exon. The record is from RefSeq and is a predicted model, not a curated record. The annotation marks the transcript as partial.
AUGCGCUUCUUGAAAACAACAACCCUCUCCUUCGAAGAGAUUCCAGACUCCGACAUCACGCUCCCGCAAAACCGCUACGCCAUCCUCUCCCACAGGUGGUUUCCUGACGAGGACGAAGUGACAUAUGAUGACGUGAUCCUUGCCUGCGACCUCUCCGAGCGACGGGGCUGGGCGAAGAUCAAGGGCUUCUGCGAGCUGGUGA